Cololabis saira (Pacific saury) is the source of this 7752-nucleotide messenger RNA. RefSeq names its product nucleolar protein 4-like a (gene nol4la). Lineage: Eukaryota; Metazoa; Chordata; Actinopteri; Beloniformes; Belonidae. The record is from RefSeq and is a predicted model, not a curated record. The transcript is spliced from 11 exons. Bases 394 to 2448 code for a protein of 684 amino acids.
UCCUCUCUCAAAGCCCACCCUUGUGAGUAGCGUUUUACGCACAGGUGGGAGAUACCCGCUCGGCAUAGGACAGCCCCCCAUCUCUGAUGAUGUGAGGAAGUGACAUUUCUCACUGCUGCGGUUCGGGACAGCACGGCUCCUCUGCAAACAGGUGUUCCGCUCUCCGGGUCACUUUUCUUUUCUUUUUUUUUUUUUUUUUGUGUUGGUAACCUGGAUCCGACGAGGAGCUAAAGCGUCCCAAAUCCCCGAAUCGAGCCUAUCCCGGACACGGGACAGCGUGGACCAGAGAGGAGGAAGGGGAAAGCAAACCCCCGUGCAAGUGUGAUCUUUAUUAGCUGGGGCUGUUUGCACGGGCUGAGACAGAGGAAGAGGAAGAGGGAGAGAGGGGGAGCGAUGGCAACGAAAAAGGCGUGCGUGGAUGCGCCCAAGAGGAGCCGGAGUCCGGUCGUGUUGGAGGCGGAGAUGUUCAGAGAAUUUCAGGACUGGUGCCUCCGAACUUAUGGAGACUCCGGUAAAACAAAGACCGUCACGCGGAGAAAAUACAACAAAAUCAUGCAGACACUGUUGCAGAACGACGAGUCGGACGGCGUGUAUGUCGACAACAGCCACAUCAACGCCAAAUUCAAAUUCUGGGUGAAGUCGAAAGGAUUUCAGGUCGGGACCAACGUGCUGGGGGAGCACAACAAGAAAGGAGCACCAGGGAAACCCGUCCUAUAUGUCCCGGUCAAGUCAACGUGUUCAGAUGGGAACUCGGCCCAAGAAAAUUCCUCUCUGAAGCGCGUGGCCGUUGUUGAAGACUUCUUUGACAUCAUCUAUGCCAUGCAUGUGGAGAUGGGUGCCGACCCAGGCAGAGCACCCAAACACGCAGGCCAAAAGAAGACCUACAAAGCGAUAGCAGAGACCUAUGCCUUCCUGCCCAGGGAGGCGGUGACUCGGUUCCUAAUGAGCUGCGGAGAGUGUCAGAAGAGGAUGCACAUUAACCCCAGCACCGCGGAGUUCAAAGAAAACGACAGGCCCACUUCCCUGGUCCCAGACCUGAUCGAUUACAACAUGCCUCUUACUGCCACCUACCUGAAGCAGAUGAAACUGCAGUGCAUGACUGCCACUGAGAGGGAUGACAGUUCGGUGAGCAGCGAGGACAUGAGCAGCGCUGAGCCCGCAUGGGUGGCAGCUGAGCAGCCGGCAGUGCCUGAGCCCAGCCCGCCCAACGGAGAGAGGGUCAGCAACCCGCCAGCCACCAUAAAAGAAGAGGACGGUAAAGAUGACGACUCCUCGGAGAGCGGCAGCGCCAAUGAGGUGCCGGCCCUGACCUCCCCGGAGGUGCUGGCGGUGGGUGGGAACCCCCCAGAUGGCGGGGCCUCCUACGGGGAGGUGUCAGAGAACGGGCUGAGCGCUCCUCUGGACUUCAGCACCACCUCGUCCUCGUCCUCCUCCGAGGACCAGCAGCCCGUCAAUCUGAGCGAGAGAGCUCUGCCGGCCGGGGGCUCGCCGCCCAACCCGUACCCCACAGACCCCAGCAGGAAAUACCCCGUCAAGACAGAGUUCCCACACAAGUCCCCUCCUUAUAGCUCGGGAAGCUAUGACUCCGUGAAAACUGAGCUGAGCAUGAGUGUGGAAGACUUGACCUCCGGUCGGGCACAGAUAAUUGAUGAUGACGAUGACGAUCACGAUGAUCAUGAUGAUAGUGACAAGAUCAACGAUGCUGAGGGGAUGGACCCUGAGAGACUUAAAGCCUUCAAUAUGUUUGUGCGCCUGUUCGUGGAUGAGAAUCUGGACCGCAUGGUGCCCAUCUCCAAACAGCCCAAAGAGAAGAUCCAGGCCAUCAUCGAGUCCUGUAGCCGCCAGUUCCCAGAGUUCCAGGAGCGCUCGCGCAAGCGCAUCCGCACCUACCUCAAAUCCUGCCGUCGCAUGAAAAAAGGUGGUUUUGAGAUCCGGCCGACGCCUCCUCACCUCACCUCUGCCAUGGCUGAGAACAUCCUCGCCGCCGCCUGCGAGAGCGAAACCCGGAAUGCUGCCAAGAGGAUGCGCCUCGAUGUCUACCAAACUACGGACGAGCCCAUCUCCAUCGAUAAACCCAUCACGAGGGACAUGGCCCCGGUGGCACCGUCAGGGUUCACCAUUUCCAGUGCAGCUUUUGCCCAAGACCAGCUCUACACCAACGGAGGCCUCAACUACAACCUGCGUGGCUACGGGACGGUGGGCAACCAGCAGAGCUCCGGGGCUGCACAAACCAACGGUCCCACAGACCUGAGCAUGAAGUCAGUCGGACUAAACUCCUCCAGCUCCAACAGUCACGGUCAGGGAGGCGGCGGCGGCGGAGCCUCGGCCCAGCUAAGCCCGCCGGAGGUCACGGCGGUGAGGCAGCUCAUCGCAGGGUACCGGGAGUCGGCCGCCUUCCUGCUCCGCUCGGCGGACGAGCUGGAGAACCUGAUCCUGCAGCAGAACUGAGCCGUACUGUGCCAACACCCUCCUCCCCCAGCCUGUCCAUCUCUGUCGCUCUGUGGCACACACGUCUGGCAGACUCUCACACACAACGACACAAUUGUACACGAGUGAUGCUUCGGUGCACAGUGGGCCCUGUUAGGUAUGGUACCUUUACUUACUCCCACACGAUUAUCUAUUUGGACAGGCCAAAACAUAUCACGGGCUGAAAAAUGUUUUUUUAUGCAUUUGGUUCACUUUGACCGUAGUGCCCUGUUUUGUGUAGCUGUUCAUCCAACUCACUUCAUUUUUGCCACCAGAACCUCCAUUUGUCUCAGGAAGUGAUGAUCUAUGUGAAGAAAAAAAAAAAAAGAAAAGAAAAGAUGUGCAUUGGUACGGAGAGUGAUGGGUUGAACUAUCUAAACCACUAACACCAAAUCCGCUUGUUUGUGCAGAUCUGUGGACAAAUGAAUAGUUGAAUAGCAGUGAAUUAGCACCAUUACUUCUUUCUAUUUUUACACUAAACUUAAAUGUGCUGUGCAGUGGCAUGAUAUGAUCGGGUCGUCAGAAUCAAGUCAUUUCGUAAUCCACAGAAGAAUCGCUGCUAAAAGACGUGGCAGCCUGCCACUGACCUUGUAACCUCAACAGCUACUGUCGGUUGUGCUGACUUUAAUAGAAGGAAACGGGAAAAAAAACACAAAAAAAAAAUAUAAAAAACACGAAUUAAAUAAAAAGAGAGAAAAGAAAAUAGCAACAUGACAAGUGUUUGACACUUUUUAUUUCCAAAAUCUGACCAGAGACACAGAUCCAUCUAUGUGGUCACAAUUGGGUUUUGUUGGAGUGCUCUGUAUGAAGCUCAUUAGCCAGCGUAACUUUAUUUUAAGUGGUUGUGUGUGUGUGUGUGUGUGUGUGUGUGUGUGUGUGUGUGUGUGUGUCUAUGUGAAUCUCUCCGUGGCACGCAGUUUGUCAUUAUACAACAGGGACGAAGAAGUUUAGAAGCCUUGAUAUGCAAAUUAGGAUCACAGGCACCUGUCAGAGAAAAGAAAUGGAGAUGAAUAUAUCGUUUAGACUCUCGGUUUAGAAGCAGUUCUACUGGAAAAGGGUGCAAUAUUGAGGAUAAUCAGUAAUGGUUACUUAAAGGAAAGGCAUAUUAAGAGGGUCAUUAUUCACCGCAAUCUGUUGCUGUGACAGUAGUUUUCAAAAAAAAAAAGGAAAAAGAUUAUCCCGUGCAGCAUUGUAGCCAGUUUCAAUGUUGUUGUGAGCGCCGGGCCUCGUGACUGAGGCCCCUCGCGUGUUUUUGGGGAUCGGUCAUUAGCUGUGACGAAGACAAAGUGAGACCUGGGAGAAGAAAAAAAAAAACGUCUUAAUGUUGCAUGUUCUUUUUCGGUUUGGCGGGUUGUUUUUGUGAAUGAAGUGUUUUGUGACUUUACUUCAGUAAGAAGGGGCUCAUUCAGACGAGAUCAGAGGAUGCAACUCAUUGGAUGCAGUGCACGAGUGGGACGAUUAGACAUCAUACACUCUGUCUGUCUGUCUGUCUGUCUGUCUGUCUGUCCAUCCUUCCGUCUGUACGGCUCCUGCCAUCAGCGGUUUCAAACUAAAAUACAGCUCAUUUUCCUCGUCAUGCCUGAACACACACUAGUUCGAAGGAAGCAAGAGACAAUCUUUGGAAAAGAUGUAAUCACAGUUUACUCUCCCAGCUUUCUACUAUGGUGUGUGUGUGUCUGCGUGUGUGUCUGCGUGUGUGUAUGUGUGUGUGUGUGUGUGUGUGUGAGGUCUUAGGACACACGAGUUCUCAAAGCAGAUCUAGAGCACAGUUUCACAACUUCUACUGGUGAGUCACUCAGCACAAAAACAGUUGUGCGUGCGUGUGUGUGUGUGUGUGCGUGUGUGUGUUUUGAGAUAAUUUCUGUUUUGGUUGUCGGUGUAAGUCCUGGGUGUUAGCCGUGUGCUCAUUUUGUGUUGCGCGUAAGUGGAGUGACCCAGUUUGUACGACAUAAAUCUGUGAACAUUCAGUUCAGUUGGCUGAAAAACAUUCCAAACGAUGACAAUGACUCUUCAAGCAGCCCAAAGCGGCUUGCACCUUACUGACUUUGUCAAAGUUUAGAGAGAUGUACUUAUCACAAACCUCAUCACAUGCGUCAUUUAUGUCUAUUUCACUGACAUCCACCCGUUUCUCUCCACCACACACACUAAAGGACCAUUUCAUCUUUCAUCUCCACUCCAUGACCGGGCUGUGUAACACUCACCUUUAAAUUCUAUGACCUAUUGCAAGUUUGGAAGCACUUUAUAGCUCAGGAUCAAGGUAACAUUACACAGUUAUUUUAAUGUGUCUUUACCUCAUUAGGAAUAUCUGCUUCACUUAACACAUCGAGAGAUGAUUAUCACAAAAGACAGUUUGACACAGCUCAUAAUCAGAGGCUAUUUUGAUGUUGAAACGAUAGCGAACAGCUCCUUAGAAGCUCAGUUUGAGCUCAUCGUUGUGGAUGCGGCAUGGAGGGGUGUUUCAUAACGGGGGUUCCCAGAACCAAGGCUUACAGCCACAAGUCUGUCUUCAAUUACACCUCACUUCCACAAACUUCUCCUGACUUCCUCAUGUUUAGGCGAUCUCCCCCAGCGUUCAGCACAGGUGAAUGUUGUUCAGGUACACGGAAACCUCUCUUCCUCGCUUGAACGCUUUAGUUUGCUUAAUGCAGGCCAUUAAUUUCACGCUUCUUGGUACGAUAACAGGUGCAUCUUCCUCACCUGAUUGUUAAAAGUUGCUCACUGCAUCAGUUUUGGCAUAAAUAUCUAAUCUGGAGUUGAAUCAUAUUAAUCACUUCAGUACUUUUCCCAGUGAGGUUCUUACCUACUGUAUUUACCUUGUUAAUUUAAGGUGGUGACAUUUUUUUUCUAUUUUUUUUUUUUUGGCCAGGCAGUGUAGAUUUAUAGCCAGCAGCACACCAUUAGUCAGCUAGUUGUAUCAAUUAUAUUUCAUAUUUAGGAAGUUAGUAUGCACACAUCAGUUUCCUAUACCCGUUUUAUCAUGCGCACCCACGUUUUUCCCAGAAUCCAUCAUCUAAAUCUGAAGCUCCUCUCAUUACUGUUGAGUCUUGAAUUAAGUUUCAGCACCAAACAGGAAACAAAAGUGGGUGUCAUGGAGCUAAAUGAGCAAAUACUUCCCAGUUUUGAGCUAAACCGGGGUAAAUACUUUACCCACAAUGUACUGUAUCCGGUCAGAUUUCUGAAGGUUUCUGAGUUAAGCGUUAGAGCGUCGCUCUACUGGACUAAGGGGGCCGCUCCUGAACUGUAAUAACGUGUAACAUUUGCCUGUUUCCAGUCUAGUGGCUAGUUGAGUACACAUGGGACGUGGAGCAGCUGCUUCAUGCUUCAUCAUUUCUGACCAAUAGGCUCACGAGUAGGGGGUCCUCAAAGAGACGGGCGCUAAAGAGAAGAGUGCCAGACAGAAAAUGUCAAGAUGUGAUGCAGCUUUGUACACGAUGAAAAGAACAAGGUUAUUUCUGAUUUUUCAAUGAUGUCAACCUAGACCCCCAACAAGUGGUCUUACCGAGAAUAAAAGAUGCUCUUUAAACCUUCUUGCAGACAUAAGUAAAGUUGCCUGAUCCUGCUUUAUGAAAUACCCCUCUGUGCUCGACAGAUGAGUCCUCACACGUCUUCCUCAUCUCCUCCGGUCCGCUCGUUUGUUGCCAUGGCCACAGUUGAUCCUUUUCACUCCGCGUUGAACUCGGUGACCGCCAUGUUAAAAAUAAUCCUCACAACCAAACAUUUUGCUCGCUGAUCGGUAUAAUUGUCUACGCUGAGCUAAGUUUUAGCCGUGUGCUGGAGUUACUGUGAUCAACGACAACCACUUGUUGUCAUGUUGUUGUUUUGUUUUGUUUUUCUAAUGAUGCCCAAUGAAUCUUCUCUUUGUAUUGACUGGACAAUGUAAUCUCUUGGUGUUGAUUAAAAUGCCCUGGUAGCUUGUGGAUUGCUAAAGUGGUCAGAUAAAUGUACUCUAUAGCUGUACAAAGAGUGAUAAAAAUGUUUUAAAUCUUUCUCUUUUUUUUUUCUGUGGGUACAGCACUGUUAAAAAAAUCAAAGUGGUUUUAGCCCUUGCCUGUUUAACUUAUCAUUUUGUGAUGGUCUGUAUUACUUCUAUUGUUAUUUAUAUUAUUUGAAUUGUUGCCUCUCCUGCACCGAUAAGAGACUGUAGCUCUGUGCAGGGGCUUGUACUGUAAACCUGUGUGAAGCUUUGUAUUUUCCCCUUUGGUUUUGGACUCAGUGAAAGUGUGAUGUUUACAUGUACAGUUUUUCAGAAUACUUUGCAUUGUUUUGUUUUUUGCAUUUAAUUCAGAUAAUUUAUUUUCCUCAUCCGUUCCCCUGAUCUGUGUACAUUUACCUAGGUAUUUUUGCUUUUGUUGCUUCAUUGCAUCAAGUGCAGGCGUGACCUCUUUGACUGCUCGGUCACACGGCCGGAGUGACAUCUGGCCGUGGUUCGGCUCGGCGUUGUGGUGGCUUCCAGAUUUUUAAAAAGGUAAAAAUUAAGAAAAGGGAGCGUCACAACUUCUCAAAGUGGACCAAGAAAGAUUUAUUGCAGAUUAAGAUGACCUUACUCAACUGUUUGAAAAUACUGUUACGGCCUACACGGAGAAUGAUGGGGCUGAGGUACACAUAUUAAACUACAUUAAGUGCUCAUAAUUUGUCGGCAUCCUGGCUGUCUCGUCAGGGAAAGCUCCCUGUCAUUAACCCGACCGGUGGCCUCAAAGGUACACUUUGACCUGUUGUAAUAUCUCCUUGGUAACAUAAAAGCCAUUCCCCUCUCCUGGCCUUUUAAGGGGAACCCAUAAACCUCAGGAAGUACUGAAUCUCCAAGUUUAGUUUUAUCCACUAAUUUCUUCUUAAAUGGGAUUUAAGUCUCUAAUGAAAACCAUUAACAUUUAUAUGAGAUGUCUAUUGUUUUGUACAUUAAUCAUUGUGACUUUAAAGUGGAGCUUUUUCCAGUACCUGUGACUUAAUAUUUUGAUUUUUUUUUUUCCUUUGGAGUGUUUAUAGGUAUGGAUAUGUAUUAUUAUAUGUGAAACUACAAAAAGACAAAAGAAAAGGUUGAACCUGUUUCAUUUGUAUGUUUCAUGCAAAACUGUCCAGGUGAGAUUCUCUCUGCCUCUUACAUAUCACUAAUGAGGGACCUGUGUUUGUUUGGAAAUAGCGCUUUUUCAGUGUUGCAUCAACGCUAUGGAAAAAAAAAAUCAUUAAAAAAAAAAACAAAAGGAAAAAAAAAAACAGUGGUUUACCAACAGCAGAGUUGCAAGGCUCUCCUCUUCUCCUGAGAUGUCAGUAAUUGAAUAAAAUAGUGCG